Messenger RNA from Penicillium angulare, 1821 nucleotides. Its product is annotated as MFS transporter. NCBI's taxonomy places the organism in Eukaryota, Fungi, Ascomycota, Eurotiomycetes, Eurotiales, Aspergillaceae. Gene Ontology annotation, molecular function: transmembrane transporter activity. The record is from RefSeq and is a predicted model, not a curated record. The transcript has a single exon. Bases 1 to 1821 code for a protein of 606 amino acids. Gene Ontology annotation, biological process: transmembrane transport.
AUGUCUUUGGCAGAGAAAGGCUCCGUCGAAGCGCCGCGGCCACGUCGAAUCCCAUAUUGGCGCAUCCUAACUGAUCAGGGGUUUUGUACACCCGAAGUUAUCGAGUAUCCCUACGCCGGAGCUGGAACCGACGAUGACCCUUAUGUCGUCGAAUGGAUCCCCAAUGAUCCUCGCAAUCCGAUGGAAUUUGACGCCAGUCUGAAAUGGACGUACACUAUUAUAGUCGCAUUUGCGACCCUCGCAGUCUCGCUAUCCUCUUCGGCAUACGCAGGUGGCAUCAACGAAGUACUUGUGGACCUACACGUCGGAGAAGAAGUGGCUACUCUGGGCGUAAGCUUGUUUGUUUUGGGCUUUGCUGUCGGUCCUUUACUUUGGGCUCCUCUUAGUGAGCUUAUCGGGCGCCAGAUUGUGUUUUUGGUCACAUUCCUUGCACUCUCGGUGUUCUGUGCUGGAGCUGCGGGUUCUCAGCAUGCUUACGUCCUUAUAAUUCUUCGUUUCCUUGCCGGAUCCUUUGGAUCAUCGCCUUUUACAAACGCCGGCGGUGUUAUUGCGGAUAUUUUUCCAGCUGAGAGCCGCGGCUUGGCAACUAGUCUUUUUGCUGGUGCACCUUUCCUCGGACCUACCCUUGGGCCUGUCAUUGGAGGCUUUUUAGGUGAAAACGCCGGUUGGAAAUGGGUGCAAGGCUUCUUGGCUGUCUUUACCGGACUUAUCUGGAUAGUGGGGAGCCUGAUUGUUCCGGAAACAUAUGCUCCAGUCUUGUUGCGCAAGAGAGCAGAGCGCCUAUCGAAAAUAACAGGGAAGGUUUAUCGCAGUAGACUGGAUAUUGAUCGAGGAAAGGUCUCUGCGCGAACCGCGUUUGGGACUGCCCUCAAGCGUCCAUGGAUUCUAUUAUUUGCAGAACCCAUCGUUCUCUUGCUUUCUAUCUACAUGGCAAUUGUCUACGGCACACUAUACAUGCUUUUUGAUGCCUUUCCUAUCAUCUUCCAGGAGAUCAGAGGCUGGAGUGAAGGUAUCGGCAGCUUACCGUUUCUUUCGGUGAUGAUCGGAAUGAUGAUUGCAGUUGGGUUGAACAUGUAUGACAACAAACGCUAUGUCCGUAUCCACAAGGCACACAAUGGCUUUGCGCCGCCCGAAGCACGUCUUCCCCCAACUAUGCUGGGCGGACUGGCCAUCCCUAUCGGCCUCUUCUGGUUUGCGUGGACCAAUUAUCCGUCCAUUCACUGGAUUGUCUGUGUACUCGCGACUGCCCCGUUUGGCUUCGGCAUGGUAUUUGUCUUUCUGGGUAUCAUGAACUAUCUCAUCGAUUCUUACACGAUCUACGCUGCGUCUGUUUUGGCCGCCAACUCUAUCAUCCGAUCAUGCUUUGGUGCUGGCUUUCCACUUUUUACCACAUACAUGUACAACAACUUGGGCAUACAUUGGGCAUCUUGCGUUCCAGCAUUCCUCUCGCUCGCUUGUGUUCCGUUCCCUUUCAUCUUCUAUCGCUACGGACCUGCUAUUCGUCGCAAAUGCAAAUAUUCUGCAGAGGCCGAUGACUUCAUGCGUGCGUUGGCUCGAAAGGCCCCUGAGGCAAGCACCGUCAAUACGGAAAAAUCAAAAGUGAAUGCGGAAGCAGAAGAGGCACAGGCCUCAGAGUCAAAACUUGUUGAGGAGGACUGCGAAUCUGUUUCUUCUCGCUCGUCCUUGGAGCGGGUCGAGACAACGUACGAAGCCAAUCCAUUCGAUAUUGAUCGUGUUAAUACGCGUAACUCUGCUAUUACACAGAAAUCGAAAUCGAUCCAUGAGAAGACUUCGAAGGUCUUUAGCUUCGGCCGAAAGUGA